Molecule: messenger RNA, 1479 nt
Organism: Acanthamoeba castellanii str. Neff
Lineage: Eukaryota; Discosea; Longamoebia; Acanthamoebidae
Exons: 5
Coding region: 1-1479 (492 amino acids)
Biological process (GO): telomere maintenance; DNA repair
Molecular function (GO): ATP hydrolysis activity; ubiquitin binding; DNA helicase activity
Source: RefSeq, a predicted model, not a curated record
AUGGCGCAGGAGAAGGAAGAACGAAUUGCGCGUCUCGAGUCCACCAACCGCGAUCUCAGACAGCAGCUGCAAGUCGUCGGGUACGAGCCCGCAGAGACGAUGGAAGGGCCGCGAGAUGAAGAAGAGGGCACCCUGAAGCGACGACGCAAGCGGAAGCGCAGAAACAGGAGGAAGCAGCCCGAACACAGCAAGAGGAACAAGAAUGAGAGCUGCAGUACCACCGAGACGGAGCUGGACGACGAGAAGGGCGUGGCCGCACCGCCAUUGCUCGUGAAGCAGGAAGUUGUCGAAGAGACCACGACGACGACUUGCGAGAGCGCGGGAACGCAUGUGGAGGUCGACCAAGCGCAGAGGGAGAACGACGAGGUGCUGGAAGCGAGACUGGAACCGAAGGAGAAGGAGAAGGACGAGCUGUGUGUGGAAGAGAAACAACAGGGCCAGGAACAGCAGGCCGACCAGGAGGCGCAAGUGGCGGGAGAAGCGAGUGAGGUUGUGCGAAUGCUGCAGGACAUGUUUCCAGGCACAUCAGCGCAGGUCAUUGAGCACACCCUGGGCGAGGUGGCGGGCAGCACCGAGAAGGCCAUCGACUGCCUCCUCAACCUCUGCACCGCACUCGACCUUACUCGCGCCGAAUCGGAGGGCGCCAGGCCGAAUAUAGCUCCUUCUUCAGCUGCACCAACAUCUACAUCUACAUCUACAUCUACGUCCACCUCUUCCUCAUCUUUCUCUUUCACCACUCCCUCCAUCUCCUCGACGCGAUCGGCCCACGUGUCGAGCCCAUCACGGCAAAGCCCACGCCCUGUGCCGUCUUUCUCAUCGUCUUCGUCUUCGUCAUCAUCAUCGUCGGCGCCAAUCACCUACACGAGGGCAUCUUCGUCCGUGCUGGGAGAGCCCGACGAGGACGCUGGCGUGACCUGCCUGAGCGAACAGCAACAGCGAGCGCUGGAUUUGGCCGAGCGUGGCUAUUCCAUGUUCCUCACCGGCAGUGCCGGCACCGGCAAGUCCUUCUUACUCCGCCAGAUGAUCGAACGCCUACGUCUCAAGCACGGCCCCGAAGCUGUGGCCGUCACCGCUUCUACGGGUGUGGCUGCGAUCAACAUCGACGGCAUGACCCUGCACAAGUGGGCGGGCGUUGGCCUGGGGAACGAGGGAAUCAAGGUGAUGCUGGGCCGCGCCUUCGGCAAACGAAAAGAGUACAAGCAAAUGCGAGUGCUCAUCAUUGACGAAAUAAGCAUGCCUCAGAUCAAGUCGGACCUGUUCGACCAGCUAGAGUACAUCGCGCGAAGAGUCCGCAACUGGAAGAAGGUGCCCGCGAAGGAGAAGCCAUUCGGAGGCAUCCAGCUUAUUUGCUGCGGCGACUUCUUUCAGCUCUCCAAGGUCUUCCGCCAAAAGGACGAACGGUUUCAGGGUAUACUGAAUGAGAUCAGACAGGGCGCCUGCUCCGACGAAUCCAGACGUAUUCUCAACGAGUACGUUUGA